Messenger RNA from Aegilops tauschii subsp. strangulata, 669 nucleotides. RefSeq names its product probable glycerol-3-phosphate dehydrogenase [NAD(+)] 1, cytosolic. Gene Ontology annotation, molecular function: glycerol-3-phosphate dehydrogenase [NAD(P)+] activity. Lineage: Eukaryota; Viridiplantae; Streptophyta; Magnoliopsida; Poales; Poaceae. Gene Ontology annotation, cellular component: cytosol. Gene Ontology annotation, biological process: glycerol-3-phosphate metabolic process. The record is from RefSeq and is a predicted model, not a curated record.
AUGGCCACGGACGCCCUCGUGAUUCUUUCCUCCAAGACGGCUGCCACGGAGCGAUCUAUAAUUACGCUCAUAUUGCGUCUCAUGUUUGCCUUGUCGGAGCUGCACCAGCUGCUCGGCAAGUCCGACAGUGACCUGCUCAAGAUCAUCAGCAUCGGCGCUGGCGCCUGGGGCAGCGUCUUUGCUGCUCUGCUGCAGGACGCCUACGGACACUUCAGGGAGAAGGUGCACAUACGGGUGUGGCGCCGGCCGGGGCGGGCUGUGGACCGGUCCACUGCCGAGCAUCUCUUCGACGUGAUCAACUCCAGGGAGGACAUGCUGAGGCGCCUCAUCCGCCGCUGCGCCUACCUCGAGUACGUUGACGCACGGCUGGGAGACCGGACCCUGUACGCCGAUGAGAUCUUGAGGGAUGGGUUCUGUUUGAACAUGGUCGACACGCCCCUCUGCCCGUUGAAGGUGGUCACCAACCUGCAGGAAGCGGUCUGGGAUGCUGACAUUGUGGUGAAUGGCCUGCCAUCCACUGAAACGCACUGCGUGUUUGCAGGGGUUGCAAGUGCAACACACAUCAGCGCCAAGUGCAACACACAUCAGCAAAUAAAAAAGAAGACUGCGUUCUUACAUGUCCACCUCGUUCCUAGUCAUGGAUUGGCCAUCGCUAAUUUCUCCCUCUAG